UAUACUUGAUAAAGUUUCGAGCAUAAACUUUGGCAAUGAUUUUAAAGCGUUUUGUUGUGUAGUGUUAAAGAUAUUCUAAAGAAAAAACGCGUAUCAUUGUGAUAGUGUCAUUGUCAAUAAUAGUGUGCCACGGUACACGGUUGAAAUUUGUUCAGUUAGUUUUAAUUCGCCGGAGGUCACGGACUUAUAUUCUACAAUGGAGAACAAAACGGAUUUUCGCUAUCCUCAUACAUUCAUACUCCUAGGAGCUUCAGGAGACUUAGCGAAAAAGAAAAUAUACCCUACAAUUUGGUAUCUCUACCGAGACAAUCUUCUGCCGGAAAAUACAAAGUUUGUUGGUUAUGCUCGCACCAAACAAUCAGUUGCCGAGGUAAGAGAAAAAUGUAAGAAGUAUAUAAAAGUGCGGGCCGGUGAAGAAAAAAAGUACGAACAGUUCUGGGAAGCUAACGAGUACUUAGCGGGAUCCUACGACAGACGAAUUGACUAUGAAUUGCUUAACCAGCAAAUAACGAAGUAUGAAAAGGGACCAGUUGCCAACAGGAUAUUUUACCUGGCGGUUCCACCGACAGUAUUUGAAGAUGUUACUGUUAACAUAAGAAAUGCUUGUAUUUCCAUCAAGGGCUACACCAGGGUUAUCAUUGAGAAACCAUUUGGGCGAGAUGAUGUGUCUUCUGAUAAAUUAAGUGAACAUGUAGCUGGUUUGUUUAAAGAAGAGCAGAUAUACAGAAUCGAUCACUACUUGGGCAAGGAAAUGGUCCAGAACCUAUUGACUACUAGAUUUGCAAACCAGAUAUUCAGUCCUUCAUGGAACAGGGAAAACAUUGCUUCCAUUUUAAUCUCAUUCAAGGAGCCUUUUGGCACUGAAGGCAGAGGUGGGUACUUUGAUGACUUUGGCAUUGUUAGGGAUGUGAUGCAGAACCAUCUUCUCCAGAUACUUUCCCUUGUUGCAAUGGAGAAACCUGUCACAUUAAACCCAAAUGAUAUCAGAGAUGAAAAAGUGAAGGUGCUUAGACACAUUCAACCCAUUACUAUGGAAGAUAUUUUAGUGGGGCAGUAUCUUGGCAACCCUGAUGGAAAGGGAGAGGAGACUCUGGGCUACCUGGAUGACCCAACAGUGCCCAAAGAUUCUAUAACACCAACAUAUGCCAUGGCUGGACUCUGGAUCAACAACGCUCGGUGGCAAGGUGUUCCAUUCAUACUACGUUCAGGCAAGGCACUGAAUGAAAGGAAAGCUGAAGUGAGGAUACAGUUCAAGGAUGUGCCUGGAGACAUUUUCAAUGGCUCUACCAAAAGAAACGAGUUGGUAAUUAGAGUCCAGCCUGGAGAAGCUUUGUAUCUUAAAAUGAUGGGAAAAUCACCAGGAAUGAAGUUUGAAUUGGUGGAAACCGAGCUUGAUUUGACUUAUAGCGCUCGUUACAGGGAAACAGAUGUCCCUGAUGCAUAUGAGCGGUUGAUCCUGGAUGUUUUCACGGGAACUCAGAUGCACUUUGUAAGAAAUGAUGAGCUUAAGGAGGCGUGGCGUAUUUUUACGCCUAUCUUAAAACAGCUGGAAGAGCAGCGGGUGAAGCCUGUACCGUAUGUGUAUGGCUCAAGAGGACCACCUGAGGCAGAUGCCAAGCUGUCUCAGUACAACUUCAAGUAUUCGGGCUCCUACAAGUGGCAAAAACCAAUACACUCUUAAAUUGCUCAAAAUUUUUGAGAGAUUUUGGUGGUGGUACUAUUUUUAAAGCUUAUUAUUUCUUAAUCCAACCACAUUACCAAGUAAUUUUGGCUAAGUAAAUAAUUUUAAACAUUCCUAUCAUAUUUAUUUUAAAGGUCAUUUUAAGGUUAAAUGAUUUUCUUUUCAAUCAUUCUUUACUACAUCACAAUUUUACAUUCCUUUCUAUGUAUUUAAACAUUAUUGUAUUGUAUACAAAUAAAAUAAGUGCCUUUUAUUAAUUUAUUUACAA
Molecule: messenger RNA, 1949 nt
Organism: Cydia splendana
Lineage: Eukaryota; Metazoa; Arthropoda; Insecta; Lepidoptera; Tortricidae
Gene: Zw
Product: glucose-6-phosphate 1-dehydrogenase
Exons: 1
Coding region: 197-1681 (494 amino acids)
Biological process (GO): pentose-phosphate shunt, oxidative branch; glucose metabolic process
Cellular component (GO): cytosol
Molecular function (GO): NADP binding; glucose-6-phosphate dehydrogenase activity
Source: RefSeq, a predicted model, not a curated record